AUGGACAAGCCUCAGGAGAAGAACGAGCAGCCUGCGGCUCAGACUGAGGCUGCCGUUGCUGCUGAAGACCAGAAGCCAAUUGAGGAAAAACCGGCUGAACCAGCUGCUUCGAAGCCCGUCGAGGCCCAGGACGAUGACCGUAUCGAGGAGGUCAAGAAGGCCGAUGCUGGAGCUGCUCAGGUCAAGGCCGAGGAGCCUGCGCCAGUCGACGACCGCCCAGAGUACCUGAUCAAGCAUGCCGGACUCGCCCAGUUCUUCGACCGUUUGCCUGCCAUCCUCGAAGCUACCGGCCACAAGGAGAUGUGGGGUGUGCCAUUGAAGGACUCGACUGAUAUCCCGACUGUCAACAUCAUGAUCAAGUUCCUUCGCGCCAACGAGGGAAACGUCAAGGCGGCCGAGGAACAGCUCACCAAGGCCCUCGCCUGGCGCAAGGAGAUGGAUCCUCUGAGCAUCGUCGCGGACAUGAAGUUCUCUGCUAAAAAGUACAAGAACUUGGGCUUCAUUACUACCUACGGAGUGGACGAGGCGAAGUCUGUCUUUACCUGGAACAUCUACGGUGCUGUAAAGAAUAUUGAAGAGACCUUUGGCGACCUGACUGAGUUCAUCAAAUGGCGCGUUGCCCUGAUGGAGCUCGCUAUUCGCGAAUUGGACUUGGACAUGGCAAGAACUGCCAUUCCAGCCAUCGGAGAGGACUCCUACCAGAUGUUCCAGGUCCACGACUACCAGAACGUCAGCUUCCUUCGCAUGAGCCCUACCAUCCGCAACGCCUCCCGCGAAACCAUCAAUGUUUUCAGCAUGGCCUACCCAGAGCUCCUCCGCGAGAAAUUCUUCGUCAACGUCCCUGUCGUCAUGGGAUGGGUUUUCAGUGCUCUCAAGGUCUUCCUGAGCAAGAACACCAUUCGCAAGUUCCACCCCAUCACCAACGGCGCUAACUUGGCCCGCGAGUUUGGUGAUGCCGGCGUCGAGUUCCCAAAAUCCUAUGGCGGGAAGAGCCCUGAGCUGGCAGAGAAUGCGAUGACUGUCGGUCUCCUGGAGGACAUCUCUCAGGAGAAGGAGGCCGAGACCAAGGUAGAAGAACCUGAGGUCAAGAAGGACACUCCCGAAACGAAACCAGAGGAGACCAAGACCGAGACUCCCGUCGAGCCUGAAAAGACUACCACUGAAGUCGCGGAUAAGCCUGCUGCUGCUGACGCCAACGGAGCUCCCAAGGCCGCCGAGGGAUCUACCCCAGCUAACUAA
Messenger RNA from Arthroderma uncinatum, 1239 nucleotides. RefSeq names its product CRAL/TRIO domain-containing protein. Bases 1 to 1239 code for a protein of 412 amino acids. The record is from RefSeq and is a predicted model, not a curated record. Gene Ontology annotation, molecular function: phosphatidylinositol transfer activity. Gene Ontology annotation, biological process: regulation of exocytosis; Golgi to plasma membrane protein transport. The transcript is spliced from 2 exons. Lineage: Eukaryota; Fungi; Ascomycota; Eurotiomycetes; Onygenales; Arthrodermataceae. Gene Ontology annotation, cellular component: plasma membrane; cortical endoplasmic reticulum; cytosol.